CAUCGUCGAGGUGGAAAAAGAAUUCGUAUGAAUGACCCUCCGGUAGAGUACGAAGAAUUAAAUAGUGAUCUGUUAAAUGAAAGCUGGUCUUCCGGCGGUCACGACGAUGCUGGCCAUCCGGAGGAGUCGAGAGAACCUUCCCGUGGCAGAAUGACGCGUUUGCGAGCCCGUGGCGGGGUCCCGCUGAAAGCGCCCAUCAUCGACGACGACGACGAUGAUGACAUAUUCGGCAAAGAGCAUCAAAAGAAGCGGAAGGCUCCACGAAAACCUCGCGAGACGGUACAGAAGGAGCACCAUGAAAAGCCUCCUCGGGUGUAUCGUCACGAAGAGCGCGAGGAACGAGUCGUCGUGGCGGACCGUGAAAGUACAACCGACGAAUCGAGUUUGUACUACAUUUUGCGGCAUUCCAAAUCCACCAUUGCGACGAUCGUGGAUGACUGGAUCGAGCGGUACAAAGUGGACAAAGAUUCGGCGCUGAUUGCUUUGAUGAACUUUUUCGUCCAUGCCAGCGGAUGUAAGGGCAAGAUUACGCCCGAAAUGCAGCAGAGUAUGGAGCAUACGGCAAUAAUUCGUAAAAUGACGGAAGAGUUCGACGAGGACAGUCAUGAAUAUCCGCUGAUGAUGUCCGGGCAACAGUGGAAAAAGUUCAAGAUGAAUUUUUGCGACUUUGUACAGACGCUAGUAAAGCAAUGCCAGUAUUCUAUUAUAUACGAUCAGUUCCUCAUGGAUAAUGUUAUUUCGCUGCUUACCGGCUUGUCUGAUUCGCAAGUACGCGCAUUCCGUCAUACGGCAACACUAGCGGCGAUGAAACUGAUGACUGCGCUAGUAGAUGUGGCACUACUCGUGUCGGUUCAGUUCGAUAUGGCCGCGCGGCAGUACGAUACUGAGAGAACUAAACCCCGAGACAAACGAGCAGCCGAUCGACUAGAAUCGCUGAUGGCCCGUCGCACUGAGUUGGAGGAAAAUAUGGACGAAAUCAAAAACAUGCUGACGUACAUGUUCAAGUCCGUUUUUGUACAUCGAUAUCGCGACACAUUGCCCGAUAUCCGGGCCAUCUGCAUGUCGGAGAUCGGCAUUUGGAUGAUGAAAUUUUCAUCCAAUUUCCUGGACGAUUCGUACUUGAAGUAUAUUGGCUGGACGCUGCACGACAAGGUGGGCGAUGUGAGACUGAAAUGCCUCCAGGCGCUGUUACCACUCUACGAGAACGAGGAGCUGAAAGGAAAGCUUGAACUUUUCACCUCCAAGUUUAAGGACCGUAUCGUAGCGAUGACGUUGGACAAGGAGUACGAAGCGGCGGUACAUGCCGUAAAACUCGUCAUAAACAUCUUGAAGAGCCAUCAAGACAUUUUAACAGACAAAGAUUGUGAAAUUGUUUACGAGUUGGUCUAUUCUUCGCAUCGUGGAGUGGCUCAGGCAGCUGCCGAGUUUCUUAAUGUUCGUUUGUUCUGCUUAGAUCCAAACGCAAUAGCCACGUACACGAAGCGUGGAAAAAUGCGUCUCCCAAACACCCCUCUGAUCCGGGAUUUGGUGCAGUUCUUCAUCGAGUCAGAGCUGCACGAACAUGGCGCCUAUCUGGUGGACUCGUUCAUCGACAACAAUCCCAUGCUAAAGGAUUGGGAGUGCUACACGGACCUGCUCUUGGAAGAACCAGGACCAAUGGAGGAAAUGCUUGACAAUAAGCAGGAAUCGACACUGAUUGAGAUCAUGGUCAGCGCGGUGCGACAAUCGGCGACCGGAGAACCGCCAGUUGGACGUGGUAGUAGCCGAAAGAUGACAUUGAGCGCAAAGGAAAUCAAGCAAGUGCAGGACGAUAAACAGCGGCUAACGGAGCACUUCAUCCAAACGCUACCUUUAUUGCUGCAUAAGUACAGCGCAGACGGCGAAAAGCUCACGAACCUGUUGGCCAUCCCGCAGUAUUUCGAUAUCGAGCUGUUUACCACCACCCGACAAGAAGCUAAUUUGCUAGCGUUGUUAGACAAAAUGACUCACGUUAUGUCGACCCACGUGGAUCGCGAGGUCUUAGAAACGUGCGCUAAAACGCUUGAAUUCCUGUGCAUUGACGGUAGUGCUAUUUACACCCGGUGCGAUAUGGCACGCUCGAACGUAAUCGAUGAUUGUGUCCACCGGUAUCGGGUAGCAAUCGAUGACUACCGCACGUUGAUUGCCGGCAAUGAGAUUCCGAAUGAGGACGAAGUGUACAACGUUAGCAUAUCGCUGAAGAAAAUUUCCACCCUGUUUGCGUGUCACAACCUCAACCCGAACAAUCUGUUCGAUUCGCUUUACCAGGACAUCGAGGAACGAGUGGCCGGAAACGUAUCGGGCAUUCCGAAAGACGCACUUGGCUAUUGCAUUGAGGCGUGCUUUUUCUCGAUUAGCUGGGGUUUGUACAACCUAGAAACGACAAUGGACCGCUCACAGGUUGCGCAAGAAGCACACGAGCUCAGCCGAUACCUGCACAAGUACAUGAACGCCUGCAACCAUCUGGUACGGAACGAUCGCGAAUCAUCCGUGCAAGAAGCCGCUUUUAUGUCGAUUUGCGAUUUAUUGGUCGUGUUUUCCGACCAGUUGCGGAGUAACACAGACGAUAACAUACAGUCACUCGUGUGCACGCCCAGCGAAGAACAGCAGAGCUUGCUGAACGACUUUGUGCAGACGACGGUGUUUGCAACCGAGCAGGAGGAAGGCCACGAUGAGACGCGUAUCGAGGAGCUCCACAAGCGGCGAAGCUUCCUGGCCGCCUAUUGCAAGCUGAUUGUGUACAACAUUCUUCCUACGAAAGCGGCAGCGAAUGUUUUCAGGCACUACCUUCGGCACUACGAUGAGUAUGGAGACAUCAUCAAAACGACUCUUGGCAAGACGCGCGAAAUCAACAAAGUCAACUGCUCGAUGACGAUGUGUCUGAGCUUGGUAAUGAUGUUCCAGGAAAUGCAAGAAGUUUCCCCGGGUGGGCGCAUAUCACGAACGUCGCAAGAGUUUCAAGAUCUGAAGGAGUUAGCCAAACGAUUCGCAUUAUCUUUUGGGCUGGACGCAGUUAAGAAUCGUGAGGCUAUAACCGUAUUCCACAGGGCCGGUAUACACUUUGCCGUCAUGGCGAACGAAGAGCUGGAUGAUCCCUCGGCUGCUCCACCGUGCAUCGCGUUUUUGGAGGUUUUAUCCGAACUUACAAACAAACUCAUCAAGCAAGACAAAAAGCUAAUUCUUACCUUUUUGGAUCGUCGUCUCAAGGCUGGCAUUCCAUCCAGUCGCUCCGAGGACUGGCAACCGCUGGUAACAUAUCGCAAUUCUUUGCUGCACGGCGAAACGGAUCAGCUCCCAGUCACAUCGAAACGUGCGUAUACCAGAAAGAAGAAGGAUGCGGAUCAUGACGAUGAAGACGAUCACGAUGAUGACGAGGAUAAUGAUUACAUCGGUUAGUGCGAACUGUCUGUGGAUGAAUUAAUUUAUGUUUCUUGCUGUUAGUUAUAUAUGCGGUAGAUUCC
Messenger RNA from Anopheles nili, 3479 nucleotides. RefSeq names its product cohesin subunit SA-1 (gene SA1). Gene Ontology annotation, molecular function: chromatin binding. The transcript has 5 exons. The record is from RefSeq and is a predicted model, not a curated record. Bases 28 to 3414 code for a protein of 1128 amino acids. Lineage: Eukaryota; Metazoa; Arthropoda; Insecta; Diptera; Culicidae. Gene Ontology annotation, cellular component: chromatin; nucleus; cohesin complex. Gene Ontology annotation, biological process: sister chromatid cohesion.